AUGCUUAGGCGGAAACUGUUGUCUUCGCCGCCCUGCAGCACGGAAACCGAGGGUCUUAGUUUCCGGGAAAACCUGGAGGAGGGCAGGAAAAUUUCUGAAUUGUGGGCGGCGGUACCAGGAGCACAUAGAGUGAGAGGAGCUAACGAAAUGACGCUUUUAAUAAGCGCGACACUACGCAUGUGUCGAAAUAUUGAUUUUCGCACCCUCUGUUCAUUACAUGAAUUUCGAAAAGUUGGAUACGGCUAA
This is a messenger RNA of Danaus chrysippus (African queen), 246 nucleotides long. Lineage: Eukaryota; Metazoa; Arthropoda; Insecta; Lepidoptera; Nymphalidae. The record is from the annotation of a GenBank genome assembly.